Gamsiella multidivaricata is the source of this 1059-nucleotide messenger RNA. RefSeq lists its product as uncharacterized. The record is from RefSeq and is a predicted model, not a curated record. NCBI's taxonomy places the organism in Eukaryota, Fungi, Mortierellomycota, Mortierellomycetes, Mortierellales, Mortierellaceae. The transcript has a single exon. The coding region runs from base 249 to 821 and encodes 190 amino acids.
AGGAAGCGAUCGUACCAAAGGAAGAACCCUUCCAACAUGACCGCACUCCAUGCAAACGAGACCAGGACGGCGACACUCCCCUAACUGCCAGCAUAAAAGACGGUAACGACUGCCUCAUUUACCGACCCGACGCCAAGGUGGCCCUAAUCACCUCCUAUUUCCGGACAAACGAACAAGGGCGCCAAAGAGAGCUCGAUGAAUCUUUAGCCAGUAUCUCCUCCAACCCAAUUUUUGACCAAGUUCACGUCAUGGUCGAAAAGAAACACCAGCCCUUACCGUCCUUUGCUGAGCUGGCACCCCACGUACGACAAUCCGUGAUCCCAAAACGACCAUUCAUGGGCGACUUUAUCCAGUAUGCAUGCGACCACCUCAUGGACUAUCGGGUCAUGUUCUCAAACGCCGAUAUCCUCUUUGACUCCUCGAUCGGCUAUUUCACCAUGAUGUCCGACAAGGUCUUCGAUUCGACCUUUUAUGCGAUCACACGCUGGUAUAAGCAUGAGACUGAGGGCAUGACACCGAACCCGUUUCAAUGGGGUGGAAGCUACGAUACCUUUGUGUUCAAGCCCAGGAGCAUCUGUACGAACCAAACGGCGCUCCAGGACUUGGUCUCGAAUCUGGAUUUUCACCUGGGCGUCAUGGGGAUGGAGAACAGGCUCCUGUGGGAGGUUAGGCGACAGUACCCGGAGAUGAGGCUGAUCAAUCCUUUAUGGCAGGUCAAGACCGUCCAUAACCACGCUAGUCCUGAGCGAUCGGCAGAGUGGGCGAAGAGAGUCGAUUCUGGAGGAAAGAGUAUCGUUAUUUCUUGGGAAUACAUGGUUUGAUAACCUCCUAUCCCCCCAUCUCCACCCAUCCUUCCUACCUUAACCUCUCACUAUGUUAGACUAUUUACUUCCUCUUAUAUACAAUAAUACUGCACGCAUAUAACAAUGCAUCGAAAGCAUCUGGGAAGGUUCUGGGUUCUGUUCUGAAAGUACGCAGGCUUCAGAGACACCUGAAAUUAAGUUCACACGCACCUGGUAGGUAGUCCAUCUUCGGUACCUCCCGGCACCUCCCUCCCCC